AUGACAGAAGUCAGGCAUGGAUGGGAAAGAAAGAGAGAGAAGGAUGAUGAAAGCCGUAGUACAAGAAGGGAAGAGAGAGAUAGGGAUUCUGAAAGAGAAGCUGAGACUGAGAAAAAUGGACAUGAAGCGAGGAAGGAUGAUAGUGAUAGAGGAAAGUUGCGCCCUGAGGAUUCCGAUAGGGAGGGCAGCAGGAGGAACAGGGAUUACCGCAUUGAUGAUAGUAGGAUCCGGCAAAAGGAAAAGUAUAGAAGCCGUAAAAGUGACCUAGCCCGCGAAAUUGAAGAAGAUGAAGGGGAAUACAGAAGACGGGAGGAUCGUCGUAGCAGGUAUAAUGAUAGGGAAGAUGACAGGAAUGAUCGUCGUAGCAGGUAUAAUGAUAGGGAAGAUGACAAGAAUGAUAGGGAAGAUGACCGGGAAGAGAGGAAAAGGGACAGAAACCGAGAAAGAGGUAAAAGAAGCGAGAAGGAUGAGAGUAAGAAUGGGUCGGGUAAGAAAGGAGAGGAGAGUGAAAAUAAUGUGCCAGUUGAUGCAAUAGCCAAUAUGGGGAGAAGCGGUGGAGUCUACAUUCCGCCUUUCAAGCUGGCAAGAAUGAUGGGGGAUAUCCAGGACAAAAGUAGCCUCGAUUAUCAGAGGAUGACAUGGGAUGCGUUGAAGAAGAGUAUUAACGGGCUUGUGAACAAAGUGAACGCCACUAAUGUAAAGAAUAUAAUUCCUGAGCUUUUUGCUGAGAAUCUGAUACGUGGGAGGGGUCUGUUCUGUCAGUCGUGUAUGAAGUCCCAGUUGGCUUCUCCGGGCUUCACAGACGUGUUUGCAGCCUUGGUUGCUGUGGUGAACACUAAGUUCCCAGAGAUUGGUGAUCUUUUGCUGCGGAGGAUAAUUGAGCAACUCCAGAAGUCGUACAAGCGUAAUGAUAAACCGAGAUUACUUGCUGUGGUCAAAUUUAUUGCACACCUGGUGAACCAGCAGGUGGUGCACGAGCUUAUUGCCCUUGAGCUACUGACAUUACUGCUGGAAAAGCCGACUGAUGAUAGUGUUGAAGUUGCUGUGGGUUUUGUGACCGAAUGUGGGUCGUUGCUUCAAGAUCUCUCUCCUCGAGGAUUGCAUGGUAUCUUUGAGCGGUUCCGUGGAAUUCUUCAUGAAGGAGAAAUCGAUAAGCGCGUUCAGUUCUUAAUCGAAGGGCUCUUUGCAUUGAGGAAAGCAAAGUUUCAGGGCUAUCCAGCUGUCCGCCCUGAACUCGAUUUAGUCGAACAGGAAGACCAAUUGACUCACGAAGUGUCGCUUCUGGAUGAGAUUGAUCCUGAGACCUCAUUAAAUCUCUUCAAGCCCGAUCCUCACUUCUUGGAGAACGAAAAACGGUAUGAAGAGCUCAAGAAGCAGAUUCUAGGUGAAGAAUCUGAGGACAAUGCCGAUUCAGAUAAUGAUGCUGAUUCGGAUGAUGAGGAUGAUGAAGAGUCUGAGGAAGAGGACGAGGAACAGAUGAAGAUAAAGGAUGAGACAGAGACGAAUUUGAUCAAUCUCCGAAGAACUAUUUAUUUGACUAUUAUGUCUAGUGUUGAUUUCGAAGAGGCUGGGCACAAGUUACUGAAAAUCAAGCUGGAGCCCGGCCAGGAGAUGGAGUUGUGCAUUAUGCUUUUGGAGUGUUGCAGCCAGGAGAGAACCUACCUCCGAUAUUAUGGACUCUUGGGGCAACGGUUCUGUAUGAUAAACAAGGUUCAUCAGGAGAACUUUGAGAAGAGCUUUGUUCAGCAGUACUCUAUGAUUCAUCGACUGGAGACCAAUAAACUCCGUAAUGUGGCAAAAUUCUUUGCUCAUUUACUUGGCACAGAUGCAUUGCCUUGGCACGUCUUAGCCUAUAUAAGGCUGACCGAGGAGGACACAACUUCUUCUUCCCGUAUUUUCAUUAAGAUUCUCUUCCAGGAAUUAUCCGAGCACCUUGGGAUCCGCUUGCUGAACGAGCGCCUGAAUGAUCCAGCUAUGCAAGACUCGUUCGAGUCCAUCUUCCCCAAGGAUACCCCCAAGAACACGAGGUUUGCAAUCAAUUUUUUCACAUCCAUAGGGCUUGGUGGGAUCACGGAGAACAUGCGAGAGUAUCUAAAGAACAUGCCACGCCUCAUAAUGCAACAGAAUAGGGAAGUGCCGGAGCAGGAUUCAGAUUCUGAUAGUUCUGGUUCAGGUUCAGAUAAAUCAGGAUCUGGGUCAGGGUCGUCCAGCUCCGGGUCAAGUGAGAGUGAAAGCGAGACUGAUAGUGAAGAUCGGCCCGCGCCUCCGCCGUCCCAGGCCGCCGCUCGUCUGCUGUGCUGUCGUAACUUCACAAGCCCGCUGCCGCACAUCCGCCGUCUCAGGCCUCCUUCGUAUACCUUCACAAGUCGCUGCCUCGCAUCCGACAUGAUUAUGUCAAUUCCGCCAUCUCAGUCCUCCUCCUCCCACCUUCGCCAUCCCGCCGUCGUGCAUCCAUCGCCAACAAUCUUUAGUCUGUUGCGACAUAGGAUACUCCGGCGAAGAAGCCGACGAGUAGUUUGUCGACAACCAGUCUCGGCAAAUUCCUCUUGCAUAACUCCUCAGUGCCGCCCCAUUCUCGUCGGCGUCGAUUUUCAGGCAACGGUGGUCGGUGGCGGCAGAGAUGGCUGUUCCUCAGCCGUUCCACCACCGACGGCGGACCACCACCCUGCCACACGCCAGUCUGUUAUCCUCUCGCCGGCGAGGAGCCUGCGAGCCAUCACCAGCCGCCUGACGCAUGCGACCGAGAGGACUCUACUUGAAGAAUUCGGCGACGUCCGGCGUGAGGACAUCGACAACAUGAGGACGACAGCAUGA
Messenger RNA from Striga hermonthica, 2814 nucleotides. The record is from the annotation of a GenBank genome assembly. NCBI's taxonomy places the organism in Eukaryota, Viridiplantae, Streptophyta, Magnoliopsida, Lamiales, Orobanchaceae.